Messenger RNA from Colletes gigas, 6469 nucleotides. RefSeq lists its product as uncharacterized. The transcript is spliced from 7 exons. Bases 12 to 1421 code for a protein of 469 amino acids. The record is from RefSeq and is a predicted model, not a curated record. NCBI's taxonomy places the organism in Eukaryota, Metazoa, Arthropoda, Insecta, Hymenoptera, Colletidae.
CCGCGGGGGCGAUGAGCGCACUUCCCUCCGCCCUGAGACUGACCUGCUGCCGUUCCUGGCUCCUGCUGAUCUGCCUCGUUCUCUGCCUGAUCUCGAGCUGCAGCUGCGGCACGCGUCAGGAUCGCCUGACCAGGGGAUUACUGGCAGGUGAUGACGUGCGCGGUUCCAGCUUCAACAACGACGACGACGACCUCGAUGCCUACGACGACGACGAGGACUACCUCGAGGAGAAUAUCACUGCGGCGAAGGGGCAGUACCUGGGCUCGCCGUGCGAUGUCUCGUGUAAUCCGGAACUGCAGCACGUGUUCUGCGACGCAAUCACCGGUCACUGCGAGUGCGAGAAAUUCUAUCCAGUUCGUCUUGGGCCUAGCAAAGGAUGUGCCAAACCCAAAAGACUCGGGGAGCAAUGCUUCUAUCGCGCGACUUGCACUUUUGCGGAUCAGCAUGCGACCUGCAUCCAAGUGCAGCACAAUGCUGUAUGCGACUGCGAGGAGGGCUAUCAUAAGGUUGCCCUGUCCAGGCCUAACAAGAAGGUGUUCUGCGCCGAAGAUCUGGUGCUGAUAACAACGGAUAUUCCGACUCUGCUCUGUAUAGCAUCGGGAAUAGCGAUAUUCACGGCAAUGAUAUGCUUCGUGCUCAAGUUAUUCAGUCGUGCGAGAUACUCAAGGCCGCGGCACUAUGCCAACGCGAAUCACGCGCCGCCCAUGCUGUUCUCCAGCGACACGGGUAUCCCACUGACGCUGCACGGCGGUCGACCAUCCUCACGCGCCAGUCAGAGAAGCAGCACCGGAGGACCGUUGACCUACGCGUUCACCAGGAGGCCUAGCAGCGGCGGUAGCCGCGGUCCCUUGGUACCGGCGUCGAGAGCAGGUGCGGCACGUGCCGCCGCCAUCUUGCUUAUAUCGUGCCACCUGCAGGCGACCAAAGGCGGGAACAAGCAUCGACGUACCCUUAGCGACGUGGCUGAGGGAUCGUCCGACGGCCUCGGUUCUCGUCGUCCUAGCUUAACCUCGGUUCACAGUUCGACGUCCUCGGCGCGUAGUUACAGCGCGCGACGCCUCGAGAAGGAAAGAAACGAAAAGGAACAACGUCAGGCCCUGCAGGAACUGAGGCUGGCUAAGCAACGGGAGCAACAACAUCAGCAACAACAACAGGUGGCGCCGACGCCCAGCCCUAGGACUCCGCACUCUACGGAUGAGCUGCUGCCCUCCGUGGAGGAAGGGAAAGAGGUCUUUUACAACGAGCAGGUGCCGACGACGUCGGACGCCAUCGAGGAAACAUUGGUGAAAACGACGGCAGUGACGACGACUAACGUGAACGCGAGCAGAUUCGGUGAAAUGGCGCCGGUCACCACCUCGACAACGUCCAUCUUCGAGACGAACAUCGCGCCGCGUGCCACCGGUGACAUUUUUCAAGUGUAGUUAAGAACCAGACCGGAGUCUGACGGAACGUGGGGGACUCGAAUCGUCGACGGAAUCGGUGAAACCAAUCGUCGUCGCGUCGGCGUCAGGGGACGGGAAUCAGGUGCACGUACGCAACGCGUAACACGAAACACAAUUCUAAACGAAACAAUGUCCCCUAUUUAAACGGCCAACAGUCAAGCGCCUAGGAGCAAGGGUCACCGAGAAGAGGGUUCGAGUGAUCGUCGGGUACCGGAAGUCCGCGCGUGUACCACGCCAUCGCGGACGAUGAUGGCGCUUGAACGAUAACUGUAGAUCAGAGAUGGGCAAAAUUUUUAUCUAGAUGCAAAGUUCGAUUAACAACAAGCAACCUUUCGUCCGUUAUCCGUUCGAUGAAAAUUGCUAUUUGUGUUCGAUAAUUAAUUAAAUAACGUUUUACGUUGAACCGAGGUUUUCCAAAAUACGGUACGUGGGAUCGUGCGUGGUCGCUACUCAAUAGUACAUCGAGUAUUGUUGAUCCAGCAGAAUAAUGAAUAUCUAAUUACAGGCACCGUUGCCGCCUCCGUGCACGCCUACGAUAUUCAAAUAGUUCGGGUGUUUCACGAUCCUGACUGAUAAACCAAUAGUAAAUACAUAUACUGCCGUCUAUAAGCAGAUUCCAGGGGAAAAACUAUCAUAGUCGCAAAGUUUCAGUGUUUCAAAGAGGAACUCUGUAAACUCCACCCCUUCCUAUAUACGAUCCAAAAUUGAAUAUUCUUCGUUUGUACAGCGGUUUUCUGAAUUUUUUUAAGAACGUUGAAUGUUUCUCGGCCCCGUGUAACUUUUUCAAGUUUCUAUAGAACGCUAUUUGUGUUCUCGUACGACGAGAUACUUUUACACUACAUCUAAUUUUUUCAGAAUCUUUGAACAAUUGUUUUAGCGGGAAUCGUCGAAAUAGUAAUAUAGUAGGUUAUAAGUACUCCCCCCUCCCUGGUAUUGCAAGGAUUAAGGAACAAUAUCUACUGUUCCGAUUAGUAAUAGUAUGCAAGCUAUGUAUCUAAUAUUUCUGACUAGCUUGGUGCGAUUAAACUUAUGGACGGUAGUGUAAACAAUUCAAAUCUUUACUUAUCCGAAACCCGUGUCUUAUAAAGUGUUAAAAUUCCACGUUAAUAAAAUAAUAGAAUAAACGUUGCAACUAAAUCGUUAUACGGUUAUUCGUCAUCUAUCGUUUAAACAAAAUUUUGCCCAUCUCUGCUGUAGAUACGAAGGGUACAAUGAUGGCGGAAAGAUCGUUAAAGCUGAUAUUUGUUCGAGCCACGCGCGAAGGCCUAGAAGAAUUAUUUAUUCUAAAAGAUAUAUUUUUAAAUAUCUAGGUACAGGAGGUACUUAGACGCGGAGCCAGCUUUCAGAGGAAGAUAUAAAGUCGAUGUGAUAAGAAAGAGCGCGUUCGGCUGUGAAACACGUAACAUUCAGGAAUAUAACUAGUACCUCGAUGCAGGUAUGUAAAAUGGUAACUCGACACGAAGGUGGUAUGCACCGUGUAUUUAGGGGCCGAACGAGAUUUUGCGAAUGUUUCGAAUCAACGUUCCUUGGCUGGAAACGUUGCAAGACUCGAAUGGCACGUUUUAGACAAUUAAACAUUUCGACUAUUUUGACCCGAGGGUCAAUUUGCACUUUGCAACUACGUCACAGGCCAUUUUUCGACUGUACCAACUCACAUCAUCGGAUAAAAACUAUAACUGUGUAGAAUUAAAAGCAUAACAAUAAUUUUCAUAAAAAUAAGCCAGUAAGAUACAUUUAAUACACUUAAAAGACGUAGACGAGCUAAACAAAAUUUGUUUUCUCGACUCUUACGUAGCAUUCAGUUUAUUCUUCCAUUUUUUAAACUAUGAAUAAGUCAUGUAAUUAUUCAUGAUAUGAUUAUUCCAGUGGAAGUAUGCUAAACCCUUGCACCACGAUUUGAAUCACGAGUUAGAAAUAUAAAUGUUCUCCGGUGUAUAAGAACAACUAAGAUUCCAAACACAAAAAUAUAUAUAUAAAUAUUUGUCAGGAAUUUUAUUUCUUACGCAUCGAAGAACGUUUCUACUUCGAACUCUCGUUAAAUAAUAUUAUUUCAUGUUUUCUAAUACGAAGAAAACGGAAGUAAAUUUGAUUGUAACAGCGUCGAAUUUAUUUCUUAGCAACAAUAACUUCUGAAUCUGCCUCGAGUCGUGCCACUUUGCGGACAAGGAUCGACGAGUGACGAGAAGAAUAGAAGGUACAUUCGGAAUCAUUUUUUACGGCUUAAAUUUUUUAAGCAUUUACGAAUCAUUAGUUCGUCGAUGGGAUUUUUUUACGAAGAUUCAGGAAACGUCGGGCGAUCGUACACAGAACAGAUAUCAAGCUUCUCAAGUUUGCACAUGGAUGUUCAGUACGAUAUUAUUAUUGUACUUCGUUACAGUUUACUUACAUAUCAGUGAAAUAUCAAUUUUUUGCUUUCCCUUAUCAACGAUUUCUCGCACCAAACCUGGGCUAACCGUGAUAUCGAUACUUCGUAGAUCUUAUUGCGUUAGUCAAGUAUCUCGUCUGACAUGCAAAUUCUAGAUUUUUGCGAUCGAAAUAUCGAUAAACCAUUUAUAAGAACCGAGUGUUUCUGGGAAUUCCACGCUGAUCUCGCGUCGUAAAUUUCUACACAAUUUUUUGCAACAUCUACAGACAACUAUCCGCUAAAAAUUCAAUCACAUAUCAGCGACGGAUUAAAACAAUUCGAAUGCAGAACAGAUCGAUCCAGGCGCAAAGAAAAAGAUCGAACGAGGGACAAGUUUCGUUGGAAACGCGAAAAGUUUCGCUCGAAGAUUUCUCGAUCGGAUGCACAGGGUGACUCAAAAGUGACGUCACGAACCGAGAUCAUUCUGGUCUCCAAACUCAUUCGCGAUACGAAUAAUUUUCUUCGAAGAUGAGAUCAAGUUCUUGCGAACAGAAGAAAAUACAUUACGUAAACGUUUUAAUAAGUAGUAACUGUAUCACGAAAGGGUUAAAAUUCACACAACACACAACUCAGCCUACGUACAAACCAUGCGAGGAAAUCAGUUAAAUCCCAAAUAUUACUUUAGAUUGUACGGAAGUGAACUGAGAAAUUUUAUCGAAAGCAUUUUACAAGAUGUGAUAUAUUUUGUUCCAGCGAAAACUAUUCCGAGUUUCGUCUUCGAAGAAAUAUUCCUAAAGCAAGCAAUGAAUUAACGAAUAAUUAUCGACGCCAUUUUGCGAACCGCCCUGCGCGAAUAUGUAACCGCAAACACGUAUAGUGGCAUUAAAUAGAAACAAAGCUGCGGAAGUAUUCCUAAGAAAUGCGAUAAAUGUUCUGCGCCAAAAUUUAUCUAAACAAUCGCUGGGACGUACUUGAAGAAAUGAAAUUAAUUAAAAACGCACCUAUAUCAACGUACAUUCCGUCUCACGUGAAGAUACCGACGCGUUCAAAUCGUUUCGUUUGCUCGAACGGAAUUUGCUGGAAUAGAAGAAAGCAAUUGGCAGGGCAUUCUCGAGUCGGUCGAGGCUAAAUAUACCUCUAAUCUUAGAUAAAAAUACAAAAAAAAAAAGAAGAAAAACAAAAAAUAAAAUACCGUACAGGUGCUUCGACGCGUCGCGUCACCGGCGUCGCGAAAAUCGUGCGGAAACUGAUAAGAAAUUGUGCCACGACCCUUGUUGUUUCGUUUUUCCACGACGAGCCUCGCGAAAGGUAAACAAUCGACCAAAUUCCGUACCGAUCGCUGGAACAAACGAAUUCCGUUUCUCCAGAAAUUAUAAUACAAGCCAACUACUUCUCGAUGUCGCUGAAUUAUUUAUCGCGAAUUAAGCUAGCUCGUUCCACGCAUCGUUGUAAUUAUGAAAUUAAAUAUUUCUCGACUCGCCUGAAUUCCGAAGGGCAAUUCCAGAAUGGUAUGAUCUACGGUCACGAAACGUCGAUUCCAUUCUCCGGGUUUAGAAAAUAAAAUUUUAUUAUUGAAACAGAUUUGUUAAUACAAGCGUUGUCGUUCAUGAAUGAUUGAAAAACGUUUGCAAAUAAUAUUUGUAGCAAAAUAUUGUUUAAAAAUGAUUUCUUAAUUAAAAUGGUUUCGCGCGUCUUCCUAUGUUCGUCUGAGAUUUUGAAAUCGUUUUAAAAGAAAUUGAGUGAGAAACGAUCAAGUCCAGAAAACACAAAUUUGAAAUAGUUACGAGAGUAUUCUAUCUUUUGAAAUUUACCUUUCCUAUCGUAUAUUUUUCAGAAGCUAAAUAUAAUUUGGAUCGAAGAACGAUAAUGCUUGGAUGAACACUGUUUUUAAAUAAUAUUUUCGGGCAGGACAACAAUUCGUACGAUUAAAAAUUAUCUUUAUUUUGAUGAAUCUCGUGAAAUUCUGUUCGCGUCGUGUCGUUCAUUGUUGCGCGUAUAUCGUGGCACACGAUUUUCUCGAGUCGCUCGGCUCGCCAAUGUAAAUUGUAGUGAUAAAAAUCGUUAAAAAUGAAAUUAUACAUAUAUUAUAUACGUACACGUGUAAAAUACGUAAGAAGCGAUCACGCACGGGGGGCUGUGUUGCAUUUCACGUGGAGAAAAGAAACGAAAGAUGCCUGCCUAGAGCGAGAGCAAACAAACGUAUAUCGACGUCUCGUGUUCGAAUAAUUGCGCUGCCUUUCCCGAUUAAAAUAAAUUAACAGACCACACACGUUACACGGUACAUACAAAAACAAACAAUGAAUUAAACACACACGCGUACGCACAGAGAUACAAACACACAUACACACACGCAACAUACAAACCAAAGAGCAAAAAGAAGUAGAGAGACAAAAGAGUCUUAAGGAACAUUCUCGCGAUUCUACGCGACUCCACGUAUUAAAUACUCGCGAUGGAAUCUUAUUCUUUACCAGUUUAAAGCGACACCGGAUGGAACGCGCGUACAAACACGUCGCGCGUUUCAUGAAUCGAUCGCGAUCGAACGGUCUCCGUCGCCGAUAAGCGAGUAAAUUAACAGAAUUAUAUCGUCGCAACCCGCAUAAAUAUUAUUCCGAACUAAUCGACUCGACCCGCCGCCUGAUUUAUAAAAACCAAAGAAAUAAAACAAAAAAGAAUGGUCGAUGUU